CGCGUUUGUGCGUAAAACGGCCACCGGGAGAAGCGCCGUGACGGCGAUGCCGCUGAGCAACGCUGCUCUCACAGCGCCGGUCACUUCUCAUGCAGACUGCGUCUGAGGAGAGCGCACCGUCCCGAGCUCCCUGCGUCCUUCACACACACACACACACACACACACACGCGCGCACACACACACGCGCAGACACAGAGACUUCGUUCGCUGAGGACUGCCCGCCACGAAACCGAGGCGAAAGUGUCGAUUACAUUACUAUCUCGGGCUCCUUUCGUUUGGUGCACCAGCCACCGGGACUCUGGUGCGGAUCGAGUAUAUCGGAUCGGAAACUCCUCGCCGUGAGGCGGCAUCGGGAAACUGGAGAGACGCGCGUGCUGUGAAUACAGAUGAGAGCAACUAUUGACACCUUCAUCACCAUCAUCUGCCGUGCGCCCGGACAAGAGCCAAGAGGACGUCUCUGCGGCCAAGGAUUCGGCUUUACUUUACUGGGUUGUGAGUCGUCCACUCUGGACACAUUCCUGUUUACUAGCUCGGUGUCUUCACCUUAUCUUUAUUCUUUAGCGCGGAGGGGAAAACUGUCUGCCGGCGAUCGGUUCUCCCCGCAGCUCACAGAAACCUAUUAUCUGCCCUAAAAAAUAAAAUAAAAAGCUCGACUCAGGCAACACCCGCCUGUGACUCUGACGUGUUGUAAGUUGCUUUAUCUGGACUGGAACAUAUAAUAUGGCUUCGCUGUAUCAGAGAUUCAACGGGAAGAUAAGCACGACCAAUUCCUUCCCGCACCCACCUGAGGCCAGCCGCCUUCUGGGUGGGCAGGUUGCAGACGAGGAAAACGCGGCGAAGACCCCUCAGCAGCUCGCCGACGGCAGACCCCACGUCCAGUACCGCAAGAAAAGCGCGAGGGAGGACGAGGAUGACCUGGUCGGCAGCGCGCCGCCGCAGAGGAACUGGAAAGGAAUCGCCAUCGCUCUGCUGGUCAUCCUCAUCAUCUGUUCCCUGAUUGUCACCUCCGUCAUCCUGCUGACCCCUCGUGAAGAUGACAGCCUCGCCCUAAAGAAGAAAGUCACUAUUGAGGAUGUUUUCGGCGCGGAUCUUCACAUCCACGACCCGGACGCCAGGUGGCUCAGUGACAACGAGCUGCUGUAUCGUACAAGGGAAGGAGAUGUAGUCAAGCUUAAUGUCGACACGAAGGAGAGAACUGUCAUUGUUCUGAAACAGCUGUUUGACAGAUCCAGAGCCGCCAGGUACAAACUUUCUCCCGACAUGCAACACGUGUUGUUUGCCUUUGAAGUGAAACCGAUCUACCAACACUCCUACGAGGCCAAGUACAUUAUAUACAGCCUCGUGACACAGGAGACGUGGCCUCUGAAGCCCCCUGAAGUGCAUGAAGCUGUCCUGCAGUAUGCCGGAUGGGGACCUCGAGGCGAGCAGCUGAUCUUCAUAUUUGAAAACAACAUAUUCUACAGAUCAACCGUAGACAACCGAGCGAUCCGGCUGGUUUCCACCGGCAAAGAGGGAGUCGUCUUCAACGGCCUUGCUGACUGGCUGUACGAGGAGGAGAUCCUGCAGACACACGUGGCCCACUGGUGGUCACCGGACGGGCUGCGCCUGGCGUACAUGACCAUCAACGACACGCUCGUGCCGAGUAUGGAAGUCCCCUACUUCACGGGAAUGCCGUACCCCGCCACCUUGGAGUACCGCUACCCAAAGGCCGGGGAAGAAAACCCCGCAGUGCACUUGUCGGUGGUGAGCCUCAACGGCCCCCUGCACACCGUGGUGAUGAAGAAACCCGACGACCCCCGAAUAGGGAGGGAGUAUUACGUCACCAUGGUGAAAUGGGCCACCAGCACCAAACUGGCUGUCAACUGGCUGAACAGAGGCCAGAACAACUCCAUCUUGACACUGUGUGAGGCCACGACCGGAGUCUGCAUCAAGAAACACGAGGAUGAGAGUGAAAGCUGGUUGCACAGACAGAACGAAGCGCCGCUCUUUUCCCACGACGGACACAAGUUCUUCUUCACCAGAGCCAUCCCUCAGGGGGGGAGAGGAAAGUUCUUCCACAUCUCCAUGUCCACCUCCAUGCCCAACUCCAGCACGGACAUACUUCAGUCCCUGACCUCUGGAGACUGGGACGUCACCAGGAUUUUGGCCCACGACAGCGAAAGGAACCUCAUAUACUUCCUGAGCACGGAGGACGACCCCAAGCGACGGCACUUGUACAGUGCCGACACCAUCCCGCCCUUCAACCGCUGCUGCCUGUCCUGCGAGUUCAAGUGCGGCUACGUGGACGUUUCCUUCAGCCACGGGAUGCGGCACUUCCUGCUCAACUGCAAAGGCCCAGAUAUCCCGAGUGUGGCUGUCUAUCGCACCGAGGACAAGCAGAAGGUGUUUGACGUGGAGACAAACGAAAGAGUAAACGACACGUACCACAAUCUGCAGAUGCCCAGAGUGGAGUACGAGACCUUCACCGUGGGCGACUACACUCUCACAAUGCAGGUUCUGAAGCCGGCUGGAUUCGUAGAUACAGCCCAUUACCCGUUACUGCUGCUCGUGGACGGCACGCCUGGCGGGCAGAUGGUGUCGGAACAAUUCCGGGUGGACUGGGCCACGGUUCUGGUAAGCACCUUCAGCACCAUCGUCAUCCGCUUCGACGGCCAUGGCAGUGGCUUCCAGGGCACCAAGCUCCUGCACGAAGUGAGGAGGAACCUGGGGAAACUAGAGGAGAGGGACCAGCUGGAGGCCCUCAGGUUCAUAUCUAAAGAGCCUUAUAUUGACACGAGCCGGAUGGGAGUUUAUGGAAAGGCCUAUGGAGGAUAUUUAGCGACAAUGCUUCUGAGCUCUGAGGAGAAGGAGGUCAACCAACUUAAAUGUGGGACAGCGGUCUCCCCCAUCACAGAUUUUGAGCUAUACGCAUCAGCGUUUUCAGAGCGAUACCUCGGCUCCAAGACGGACUCGCGUGUAUACAUGAUGGCAAAUUUAGCAAACCGAGCCGGUCAGCUUCUGCAGAAGCAGUACUUGAUAAUUCACCCGACGGCUGACGAAAAGGUCCACUUCCAGCACACGGCCAAAUUCAUCAAUCAUUUGAUCAGCGAGAAGGCCAAUUACACGCUGCAGAUAUACCCAGACGAGGGACACUUCCUGCACAGCGACGGGACCCAGCAGCACCUGAGCCAAUCCCUGGUCAACUUCUUCGAGAUGUGCUUCCGGGUGCCGGAGACACUGACGGGCGACCAGCAGGACGAGGACGAGGACAACAGUUAGACCCGCCCCUCCGCGCACGCCCCGGCUACCUGGUGCAGCACAAUAUGCAACAGAUCUUUCCUACCUGAUGAGCCCACACCACGUGCUACCCAAUCCAAUCACAGCUGACCCGCAUGUGCCCAAGGGACCCCGGGCAGCCGCCCCCCCCCCCCCCCCUGUCUCCUCAACUCGGAGACCUCAGAAGGACUGAGAAAACAUCUCAGAUAGAUGUGAACGGUCGAGUGUGUCUAGAACUCCCUCUAGUGGACAAAUAGGCCUCAUGAUUGAUUGACGGCCCUCCAAAUCAGGCUCAGCGACUUUGGCUGCACAAAAUAGCACUCGGGGGGGAAGUUGGUGCAUUCUUUAGAGAUUCUGCUUCUGACAGUUCCACCCGUUCCUGAUUAAAUUUACCGAUUAUUCUGUUUAUGAGUACGAUUCCUGCUACUUUCUCCGAACCUCUCUGUUCCGUGUUGUGAAUGUCCGGCUGCAUCAGUCCGUCGCUGCUUUACAGAACAAGGGCACAAUGUUUAACUACAAAAAGACGCUAUCCAGAAAUGGUAUCAUCCCUCGUCAAAUUUCUGAAUUAAAUUCUUGUUCUUUCGUCACUGUGCCUUACUGUGGGGGGGGUUUUGAUGUUGGGGUCUGAUGAGUCAUUGAAAAUGACUAAAUAUAGAUAAGCUUGGUCUAAACUCUAGACUCAAAAUGAGUUGACAUCCCAAGUUAUGGCACAUUUUAUCGCAAAAUAUGGAAGGAAUCAAAUACAAAAUAACUGUCAACUACAAAUGUUUAUGUCUGACAAAUUUAGAUUUUGAUAUCUGACUAUAUGAUAGUUUGAUGUUGAGCUGUUGAUAUCGAACUUCCAAAGCGGCAUCCUGAUGAGUCAGCGUGGCAGAAUUUACAUUUUGUCAAUUGCUUUGAUUUGUGUGCAAAAUGGAUCGAUUGUUUGCCCACGUUCCCCGUUAGUAUUGUCAGUGGUUUGUAGUCAGCGGAUGUACAAAGUGUAUAAAUCUUACAUUGUUUAAGUCUUUAUGUUGUGUGUGCAACUUGUAUAUAAAGCAUUUUGAAAUGUA
Gasterosteus aculeatus aculeatus (three-spined stickleback) is the source of this 4307-nucleotide messenger RNA. Its product is annotated as A-type potassium channel modulatory protein DPP6. Gene Ontology annotation, molecular function: serine-type peptidase activity; potassium channel regulator activity. Lineage: Eukaryota; Metazoa; Chordata; Actinopteri; Perciformes; Gasterosteidae. Gene Ontology annotation, biological process: proteolysis; regulation of potassium ion transmembrane transport. The record is from RefSeq and is a predicted model, not a curated record. Gene Ontology annotation, cellular component: plasma membrane; voltage-gated potassium channel complex.